Messenger RNA from Mobula hypostoma (lesser devil ray), 4196 nucleotides. RefSeq names its product homeobox protein AKR-like. NCBI's taxonomy places the organism in Eukaryota, Metazoa, Chordata, Chondrichthyes, Myliobatiformes, Myliobatidae. Gene Ontology annotation, molecular function: RNA polymerase II cis-regulatory region sequence-specific DNA binding; DNA-binding transcription repressor activity, RNA polymerase II-specific. The record is from RefSeq and is a predicted model, not a curated record. Gene Ontology annotation, biological process: negative regulation of transcription by RNA polymerase II. The transcript has 3 exons. The coding region runs from base 438 to 1223 and encodes 261 amino acids.
UGGGGUUUCAGCUCGUGGAAAAAAAAACUUUUUCCUGUGACUAAGCUUGAACCAUAAAUGAAAAGUUUCAUAUGACGAUGUUUAAACCCUACUGAUUCAUCGUGUUUUCCCUUCUCUGUGUUACUCUGUUUAAAAGCGAAGUUUAUACAUGCAAUGGAUCCCAGGGGCUUUGAGUGUUGCUGGUUAGGGGGAUUUCCUAUCGAUUGGAAAGACAGAGUGACCUAACGCAGCAUUCAAUGAUGCAUUUCUUUUUCCGAAAUGAGUCGAAGGCCAACAUAGAAACAACUUUCUAAAAAAUCUCUAUUGUACGUGGGCGGUAUCUGGAAAAUGAUUUACAAGGACGGUUAUUUUCUGUUAGUCUACAAAGCCUCCACUUAUUAAACGCUCAACCGUGUAUAACGUACUUUUGUUUUAUCGUGCAUUCACUCAUUUAAACAAUGGGGCCGGUGUGCGGUAGUGAGACUGAUGAGGAUGAGAGUCUGGAGGUCCCGCUUGAUCUCUCUCACUCAGGGAAGCGGCGGAGACGGGGAAACUUGCCUAAGGAGUCUGUACGGAUUCUGAGGGAUUGGCUAUACGAGCAUCGCUAUAAGGCGUAUCCGUCUGAACAAGAGAAAAUUCAGCUGUCGAGACAGGCACAGCUAUCUGUACUGCAGGUCUGUAACUGGUUCAUUAAUGCACGCCGCAGACUGCUGCCCGACAUGCUGAGGAAGGAUGGAAAAGAUCCCAAUAACUUCACCAUCUCUCGGCGCGGGAGUAAGAGUGUGGAGCACACCCCCGCUCAGACGUCAGUGGCGUCCAGCAGUUUUGUCCAAGACCUUGAUGAAAGAUCGUUUGGAUCCACAAGCUCCGGCCCUGAUAAUGGGGAGACCUCUCCAUGCAGCACCUCUUCUUCAGGAGCGUUCCUACCUAGGCCUUCAGUCAUUUGCCACACUACCGUUUCGACACCGAAUGAUGUGCCUUUACACUACUGCCCACCCACCAGCUCAGAGGGAGUGUCUAAAAUGGAUCUUUUGCCAACUGCAGGCUUGGUGCAUACCAAUCCUGGAUGCUCCAAAGAUGCCGUUCAGAUUGGGUCCAACCCGUCCCACCAGAGUGGACUAUUUAACACUCCUCCACCCACUCCUCCGGAUCUCAAUCAAGAUUUCAGCGGAUUUCAGCUGCUGGUGGAUGUUGCGCUGAAACGAGCUGCGGAAAUGGAAUCCCAGUCCAAACCUGUGGCUUAGAUCCUACCCAUGCUGGCUGUCAAACUGACCUGAGGGAAGAACACUACAGGAAAAGCUUGUUCCAUAUGGUAAAAAUAGAUGCUUUAUGCAGCAUGAUGCCUUCUUAUUUGCACAAGGGAAUCCCAAAAAUUGGCUUCCUAUCACAGAAUUGUCUUAACAAAUUGCUCACAUGGAGACUGAUGAAUUCAUGACUACUAUAGAUAGAUGAACCUUUUGUUUUGUAGUUGUUGAUAAUGUGAGAAUUUCCCAUGAUCAUGUGAUUCUUUACUUUCAGUCUGUGCAAUAUUUAGAUAUACAGAGCCUUCUUAUAACUCUUUAUCAUUCCUGCAUGGGAAAAUAAUGUGGCCUCAUGCAUUGUUUAGAAUAACAGUUUUUUUUUAUAUAAUUAUGUAUUGUCACUGGGGUUAAACUGAGUUUUGAUUAUUCUUCAGUCUUUAUUUCAGUGUAAGGCAAUCAACCAUGGACCUGGGUAACAGAACUUACUUGGUCUGCAGUACUGUGCAGACUUUUUUCUCUUUUCAGGUUCCAGUAGUCACAGCAGAACCUGCACACACAAGCAUUCCUGACUCUGGAGACAUUGCUUGACUUGUGGCUUCCUUUCAUUGGUGUGGUUCUGUUUUAUGGCUGUCACACUUGUCCAACUCACUGUAAGGCUGCAUCUGCACAAGAAGUGAUGACCACUGGUUGAGACCAGAACCAACCCCAGAAUAUUUUGGUUCCCUGGUCACCAAUAUUUUUAUGGUCGGGCUGAGUAAACUUUAAAUUUAGCACAAAAUUCUUGAAUGUAUGUCUCCUUAUUGAGAUAUCCUUAUCAAAACCAUAUUGAUGCAUGUGGUUUUGACUUUGCUUGUGUUUUUAGUGGGCACUGAAUGCAGAGGUCUGGGUCAUUCCCUUGUUAACCAUGCGGUUGCUGUGCCUUGCUGGAACAUUGCCUUUAAAACUGUGAGGUCUGGAUGAGUUAAUAAUGGAGUGUGUGUAUUGUCAGUUUGUCACUUUCCAUUGUUCACUGUCUUGAGAUAUUUGAAUGCAGAUUGGAGAUGUUUGGGGUCAUCAAUGAUGGCUGUGCCUUUGUGAUUUCUACAUUUCUAGCUUGUAACUCAUGAAGUUGAGACUGACUUUUAAGUGAAGGAUGUUUUGUUUCUAAAACUGCUGUUACAUAAUUAAUUGAGGUUCCACGAGACCUUUCCUAAGCUUCACCAUUGGAGGGAAGUACAUGGAUGGUAUUUGCUUGAGUUAUGAGGAGCAGGGGAGAAGCUGUGCAGAACAUCAGGACAAAAGUUUAAAUACAUCACUAAGUAUGCUAGGAGGCUAGGAGACUGGUGAAUAUAUUAUUUAGCCACCCAGUGCCGGUUUUGGUUUCUGUCAGCCUGACAAUGCACCUUAUCCCAAAGACCAGGCCCUGUUGCAUUUACAUUCCUUCUCCAGUUUUGCAGUACUGCUGGUUCCCCAACACAAAGCCCUGCGAGCAAUAUUCACUAAAUUAAAAAAAACUAAACUUAGUUGCUGACUCUACAAUUAUUGGAGAAAAUCCUUUUUUUUGUGGCUAAAUACCACUAGUAGCAAUAAUGUACUCUGCAACGCAUUUAGCGGAGAGUGAGAGGCAAAACUAAAUUCUUGUUUCAAUUUCUAGUUUUAAAAAACACAGCAUUGAGGCCUGGAUGAAGGACUUUCAGCUGAAUUGGGAUUUUUCUUUAGCUGAAGAGAAUUUAAAGCUAUUAAACGGUUGUCAUUUCCUUCUCCCUUACUUUGUAUUAAUUUUACCCAGUUUAUACUCCUGUUCACCCUUCUGUACUCUAGACACAUAAAUGCAUGAAUAGUGAUGUUUUUGAUUUUGCCAAGGUUUGCAUAUAAGAGCUGUAAAAUGGUAAAACCAAUGUAAGCUUUUUUUUCAGGUAGUGCUGUGUAUUAGAAAAAAGGUUCUGAUUUUUGCUUAGGUUGGGAGAUUUUUCAAAUGAAGUGUGGUUGUACAAAUUGACCACUUACAUUUUUGAAACAGCCAGCAAUGAGGCUACAACAGGUCCUAUAGUUACUUGAGGGUUAUUGUAUUUGGGUGAGAACCCAGUGGCAUCUCUAAUAGUAACAGCAACAAUUGAAACUUUUAUUCUGGUUCUUUCAAUUGUGUGUGCCCUGCUUCUAAAAUUUAUAGUAGGAGUUGGACCUCUCCUGCACCUUCAUUCCCACCUCCAUAGCACCACUGCUAGAAUUGUAUCCUACCUCUUCUGGAUGCAUCCUGUGGUUUGCUUUCUGGAGGUCCUAAUUUGGUGGUUGGGUUGAGUCAAAAAUCCAGCAGUAGGUUCUGAUAAUACCUUUCAAAAGGGGAAUCUUGUCUCCAUAUCUGUACCUCUUAAAGAAUUAUGACCAGUAUGUUUGGGAUACACUCUAGUUCUGUGACCUUUUUUGUUGUAUAUUUCAUUAUAUCAGUGAUGCUGGAGUCCUGUCAUGCUGUUAAUGGUAGACAUUUAAAAGGCAGCUGAGUUAACACACUGUUAAAAUGACAAUGUCUCUGAAAUGGUCCUAAAUUGAAUUUCAUUGCUGGUGUUAUUCACUUUGCUUCUUUUUAUAGUUGGUCAACAAUAUUGUGUGGAAGUAUAUUUCCUGUUGAAAAUUAAUCAUAAAUCUGUAACUUUUUUUAUAAGAAAAAAGUAGAGUGUCUACUUUUAAACUAGAUGUUAUUUUUAACCCUUCAACCUAGAAGGUAUUUGUACAGUUUUCAUCACUGUGAUCAUCUGAAAUUGUAAUGUAUGAGUGUAGACUGUACUAUAUGAACCUGGUCCAUUUUGCAUUGAUGUUUUGCCUUAUUGACGAAUCAGGAUGCAAAGGCCUGUAAAGACUGACUAAAGCUGCAGUAUUCCUCUUUGCCUUGCCACUGGAUUCUGCAGGCAGGGUUCUUCUCACUUCCUAAUUACAAGGUGGGGGCAUCAGAAUGCAGUUUCACAAUGUACCCAAUUUUGAUUUAAAAAUAAUAAAUUACUU